AUGGCUACCGGAUCAGUUCUUGUUACGGGGGGGACGGGCUACAUCGGCUCCUUCACGGCGCUCGCCCUGCUCGAGGCUGGUUACAAAGUUGUCGUGGUCGAUAGUCUGUACAAUUCCUCGGAGGAGGCACUCAAUCGUAUAGAAUUGAUUUGUGGAAAGCGUCCGGAGUUCGUCAAGCUCGACGUUAGAGACGAGGCAGCCUUCGACAAGGUCUUUGAAGCGCACCCUGAUAUUGACAGCGUGAUCCAUUUCGCAGCUCUAAAGGUAAGUUGGUUACUCUCCCAGUCAACUAGAGGACUGUUAAGUGGUGUUGCAUAUUACUGUUUGCUAACUUGUUUUGCCCAGGCUGUUGGUGAAUCCACUGAACGUCCGCUAGACUACUACGACGUCAACGUUCAUGGCUCGAUCUGUCUGCUGCGGUCGAUGGUGCGUCACAAUGUAACCAACAUCGUCUUCUCGAGCUCAGCGACCGUGUAUGGAGACGCUACUCGCUUCCUAAACAUGAUUCCCAUUCCGGAGGAAUGUCCCUUGGGCCCAACCAACCCAUACGGGAAUACAAAAGUUGCAAUCGAAUCAGCGAUAACCGACAUGGUCAAUUCGGAGAGAGCCCGGGCAAAGAGAGCUGGAAAGCCAGAAGAUGUCGAGAAGUGGAACGGUGCCUUGUUGCGGUAUUUCAAUCCGGCUGGUGCUCACCCCAGUGGAAUCAUGGGUGAAGACCCCCAAGGUGUUCCGUAUAACUUGCUUCCUUUGCUCGCGCAGGUUGCAAAUGGAAAGAGAGAGAAACUCUCCGUGUUCGGCAAUGUGGCUAACCAAUGGCCAGACUAUGCUUCCCACGAUGGCACCGCCAUCCGUGACUACAUUCACAUUCUCGACCUUGCGGAUGGCCAUCUAGAGGCGCUCAACUACCUGCGCGCAAACCAUCCUGGUGUUCGAGCAUGGAAUCUCGGUACCGGUAAGGGAAGCACUGUCUUGGAGAUGGUCAAGGCUUUCAGCGCUGCUGUUGGACGAGAUCUUCCAUACGAGAUUGCUCCUCGUCGUGACGGAGAUGUCCUCGACCUUACCAGUAACCCAUCAAGGGCCAACAAGGAGCUUGGAUGGGUCGCUAAACGAGACCUUCACCAGGCUUGCGAGGAUCUAUGGAGAUGGACUGAAAAUAACCCUCAAGGGUACCGACAGAGCCCUCCAGCAGCCCUGCUUGAAAAAUUGAAGGCGAAAUCAACGUAA
Molecule: messenger RNA, 1224 nt
Organism: Trichophyton verrucosum HKI 0517
Lineage: Eukaryota; Fungi; Ascomycota; Eurotiomycetes; Onygenales; Arthrodermataceae
Product: UDP-glucose 4-epimerase
Exons: 3
Coding region: 1-1224 (407 amino acids)
Biological process (GO): beta-D-galactose catabolic process via UDP-galactose, Leloir pathway
Cellular component (GO): cytosol
Molecular function (GO): UDP-glucose 4-epimerase activity
Source: RefSeq, a predicted model, not a curated record